UUAUUAAUGCACAUACAUAUUGGCACGGUGUAUAAUGUUUCUUGAACGCAUAUUCACGUACUCGUGCCCAAGUUUCAUAAUAUUCUUUAUCGUAUGACGGGGUUGUUGGAAAUAUUAUAUGUGUUGAAAUUAUUACUGUGAAAAUAAGGUAAAAUGAUGAGAUGGAUCUGCAGUGUUUUGGUCACCUUGGUAGCCACGUGCUGUAUGUCUCGAGCCGCACGUGUGACGACGUUGAAUGGUGACGUAGAAGGAUUUACUGCCAAUGUCGACGGUGAAGAUGUGGAUAUAUAUCUUGGAAUUCCUUUCGCUAUGCCACCGAUUGGUGACCUCCGAUUUAGAGCUCCGUUGCCAGUGCAGAAUUGGACUGGUGUAUUUGAGGCCAAGACUCAGCCUAACUCUUGCAUGCAACUACCCGAUGGACUUAUACCAGGUUUUCUUGGCGUAGAAAUGUGGAAUGCAAACACUCCAGUGAGCGAGGACUGCCUGUACCUCAACCUAUUUGUUCCUCGAACAAACAGUAUCAACCCUAGCCCGACUCUGUUUUGGAUUUACGGAGGGUCGUACGUAUACGGGAGCGCUACUCUCGAUAUUUACGAUGGACGGUAUCUUGCAGCAAAGGAAUCUGUUAUUGUAGCAACCGUUCAGUACCGGAUGGGCGUUCAGGGAUUUCUGUACACCGGAACAGACGACGCGCCUGGAAAUAUGGGCAUUUUAGAUCAGCAAAUUGCUUUAAUGUGGCUACAUGACAAUAUUGAUGGGUUUGGAGGUGACGGUAGCAACAUAACAUUGUUUGGUGAGAGUGCGGGCGCAGCUAGUGUAAGCCAUCACCUGUUUGCCCCGUCGUCGUGGCCUUAUUUCAACAACGCGAUUAUGCUCAGCUCUACGUCACUGAGCGACUGGUCAGUGCGACCGAAAAAGGAAAUGCUUUCAAAAACAAAAGAGUUGGCAAGAUUGGUUCAUUGUGAUGACGCUGAUAUGAGUGAUCUUGUUAAGUGCCUUCGAAAUGUCAGCGCGGACGAGCUUGAGAAUAUGCAGUGGUCCUCUAGCUUAAAUAACUCUUAUGUAGGUACAUUUCUACCAACGGUCGAUGGUGUUUUUCUACCCGAAGCUCCACAAUCAGCAAUGAACUCAGGGAGAAUGAAAACAGCUGAUAUUAUGCUUGGGGUCGCUAAAGAUGAGGGAGAAUUCUUUUUGCUCUAUUUUUUCCAAGACGUGUUCCCGACAUCAAAGAUCGACAACCCGGAUCCGCUGAAUCGCUCUCAAUUUCUGGAUACAAUGUGCAAAAUAGCCAACUGCGAGAAUGAGAUGGAGAGGGAUGCUAUAUUGUACAUCUAUGAGCUGUCUACCAUUCCGUCCACGCGUGGCAGCUACAGGGAUAUUCUUGACGAUAUACUUGGUGACAUCUUCUUCAAGUGCCCAGUGAAGGCACUCGCCGAUGGUUACGUGGCUCACAAUAAAGGAAACGUUUACACGUACUCGUUUGAAUACCGUCACAGUGCAAACCCUUGGCCUGCUUGGAUGGGGACACUGCAUGGAUAUGAGAUUGAACUGAUGUUCGGGCAACCUUUCGGUUACGGUGGACCUUUCACUUACAACGAAACUGAUAGGAGCGUUAGCCGUCAGGCUAUGAAAUACAUUUCGGAAUUUGCAAAUAGCGGGAGUUUAGCCGGAUUCAGCUCUGAAUGGCCAGAAUACACCUCACAAUCCGAGGAGCACAUCGUUUUUACUGGAGAUGGUGACACAGUCGUGACGAAAGGCUUCAAAACGAAGGAAUGCUCAUUCUGGAAGUACCUCAUGCCGAAACUCAAGGAGAUGGUCGAAAAAAAUCACAAAGAUCCACUCCAGGACAUAUUUAAUGACCAUAAAGAGUAAUUCUAAAGUACGCCAUCGACAACAAACACAGCCUCCUCGUGUAAUAGACAGUUCUUUAUCACUUAUAUUACUUCUUUUAUUCUUCUCUUGUGUUUUAGUUUGAAGAAUCAUUAGUGAAACUGUUUUGUAGAUUCAUACUUCAUAGAACCAUUAGGCAUACCAUUCGAGUCACGAGGUGUAUAUACGUAGAAAACUAUCUCAGCAUGUAUUAUAGCUGCAGGUGCACAUCAGUUAAAAGGCUAAUGCAUUAUUACUUAAACAUAAGAAUACAACUUACAUUUUAAGCCAAUAAUUUGACAGAUGGGUAAUCAUUAAUUCUUUAAUUAAAUCAUUAAGAUUUUACAACUUGCGCGGGUGUUUAAAGAUCCGCCUACUAUAUUAAAGUCAUCCGAUACACGGCUAUGCUCACUCCGCAUUUUCCUUAUCAAUAAGAAGUUUCUUAAUGUAACUAAUACUCAGCCAAUGGUUACAUAAGAGUCUAUUGGGUACAAAGAAGUCAGAGCAAUACGUUGUUUACACUUCGAAAAACACACACACAAAGCAACAAAACAACUUAAACAUUUGUUUUGUGAUAUUUCAAAAACUGAGAGAUAAUGAUAUAUAUUUGGAAUGCCGUAUUUGAACAUAAACCAAACUUUGGGGCCUUGUUCUUUUGAAAAAUAACAAACAGAGGCAAGACAUGAAAAUUAAAUUUUGCAUUUUCCAAUUGCAUUAAACGUUACAGUAACCGACGCAGUUGAUAAUGAGAUGUAUUUGCAUUUUCUAAAUUUGUAUAUUUCGAUUAUAAUCAUCACGUUUAAUGUGUUUGUUUUGUACAUAGGUACUGUUGACCUUGUUUUACAAAUGCCAUAUUUCUGAAUAAAUAUUGAUUAAUACAGC
Messenger RNA from Mya arenaria, 2751 nucleotides. Its product is annotated as cholinesterase 1-like. Gene Ontology annotation, biological process: acetylcholine catabolic process; choline metabolic process. The transcript is spliced from 7 exons. Lineage: Eukaryota; Metazoa; Mollusca; Bivalvia; Myida; Myidae. The coding region runs from base 154 to 1872 and encodes 572 amino acids. Gene Ontology annotation, molecular function: acetylcholinesterase activity. The record is from RefSeq and is a predicted model, not a curated record. Gene Ontology annotation, cellular component: plasma membrane.